Penaeus vannamei (Pacific white shrimp) is the source of this 744-nucleotide messenger RNA. NCBI's taxonomy places the organism in Eukaryota, Metazoa, Arthropoda, Malacostraca, Decapoda, Penaeidae. The record is from RefSeq and is a predicted model, not a curated record.
UAAAAUAAGUGGUGUAAUAAAACGCAAGAGGCAAACGGGAAAAAAGUACAGGUGCGUCAAGACAGGCAACCUCAAGAUAGCAGGAAGAAGAGGAUCAGAAUGAGAGGCUUGGCGCGAUACAAUUUGCAACGAACAGUGUUGUUGACUGUCGUCUUCGUGUUAGGGAUGUUCUACCAAAGUUUCUUUCCCAAGGUGGCAGAAACCGGUGUUCUGGUAAAGAGAAUCGCCAGUCAAAAACAAAUUCCAGGGGGGGAGGCGACAGCUGGACAAGGAAAAGGUACUGAGCAAGAGGAGAUGAAUGUCACUACAGCUCCACCUCGUACCAAAAUCCCAGAGAAGUUUUUAAUAGACGAGACAGAUUUCUGCACAAAGCAGCAUCCAAAUCUGGACAUCAUAGCAUACGUGCAUUCAUCCAUCAGCAAUGAAAUCUUGAGAAAUGCCACCCGCACCACGUGGGCCAACGCCACGGCACAGGGUUUUGCCCUCAGGCUGGCAGCCGUGUUUGUAGUGGGGCGACCCGAGACGGAAGGAGAGGCCAUGAUUGUGCGAGAGGAAAGCCAACGGUACCACGACAUCAUCCAGAUUGGACCUUGGAAGAUCAGAGUUCGCAAACAGGGGUUCAUCGGCUCACGAGACCAGUCCAAAAUGGCGGGCGACCAGUGUCCCUAUCGCCAUGCCUCCUGUCCUUCUCCUGGUGGCAGCAACCUGGAUCUACUAUGGAAGGCCCCAUGCUACUCAGAAUAG